AUGGGUUCCGUCGAUAAGGAGGUUGAAGAAGCGCUUUUAGAAGCGGGUCAAAACCUUCUAGAUCCUCCUUCUUCCAUCGACGAGUUAAUAACUCUUUUAGACAAAAUUGAAAGUUGCCUAUCAAAGGUUGAGCAGUCACCUUCUGAAUCUAUGCAUAAUGCGCUCUCUCCAGCAUUGAAAGCAUUAAUUGCUGAUAAACUUUUAAAGCAUUCAGAUGUUGAUGUCAAAGUUGCACUUGCCUCCUGCUUCAGCGAGAUAACAAGAAUCACUGCACCUGAAGCUCCAUAUGAUGAUGACCAAAUGAAGGAGGUCUUUAGAUUAAUUGUAUCUUCAUUUGAAAAUCUACAUGAUAAGUCAAGCCGAUGGCACUUGAAGAGGACUUUAAUCCUUGAAACUGUUGCAAAAGUCAGGUCAUGUGUGGUAAUGCUGGAUCUUGAAUGUGAUGCACUCAUUUUGGAGAUGUUUCAGCAUUUCUUGAAGACAAUAAGGGAACAUCACCCUGAUAAUGUUUUCUCGUCCAUGGAAACCAUAAUGGUCCUCUGUCUUGAGGAAAGUGAAGAUAUAUCUCUUGACUUACUCUCUCCAAUCUUGGAGAGUGUGAAGAAAGACAAUGAGGAAGCUUUGCCAAUUGCUCGAAAGUUGGGGGAAAGAGUUCUUGAAAGUUGUGCAACAAGGCUUAAACCCUAUUUAAUGCAAGCUGUGAAUACCUUGGGUAUUUCUUUGGAUGAUUAUAGUGAUGUUCUUGCCUCAUUAUGCAAUGAUUCAUCAGAUAACUCAGCGCAGAAUGAUGUUCAUGAUUGCAAAUCAGCUGAAGAGCCUGUGGAGGAAUCGGCACAGGUGGAUAGCGAGAUUACAAAAGAAGCCACACCACCACCACAACAAGAUAAUGAUGCUGAUGGGGACAGGUCUCCUAAGUCUGUCAUGAGCAAUGGCAUUACACAAGCCGGAGAAGAUGAUACUUUAGUAGAAUCAAAGCCUCUUAAGGAGCAGGAUGGUACUGACUCUCCUGUUCUGUCCAAAGGUAAUAAUUUGUCAGUUAAUGAGGAGCGCAAUGAUUUGGACACUGAAAUAAUUGACAGUAAAGAACAAAAGCUGGAGCGCAGUACCAAGAGGAAAGGAAAGAAAGCCAGCUCUUCAAAGUCGACCAAGUCUUCUAAGAGAUCAAAUGUUGUUAGUGAGAAGGAAGCCGAGAAAACAUUUGACUCUGUAAGUCCCAGCAAAGAAACUCCUAGUUCUCUUAAUGAUAAUGGUGUUGUAGAGGCUACAGGAACGUCAGAGAAUGACAAAGAGAUUAAAGUUACAAUUUCAUCACCGAAAGUAGGUGACGUCGAAUCUGAUGCCGUUGUUUCUCAUUCACCAAGUGAGAGCAAUCAUGACGAGAAUCGCUCUAAGAAACGUGUACGAACAAAAAAGAAAGAUAGCUCUGUGAAGGAAGUGACUGCAGGACAUAUUUCGAAAAAGGUGUCUGAAGGAACAUGUGAUUCUGAAGUAAAAUCAGCAAAACCAUCAGCAAAAAAGGGACUUGAUCGUAGCUCUGAUGUGAAAGUAACUACUGUUGUUGAUGCAGUUAAAAAGGGUAGUGGAAAAUCAGAAGAAAGAACCAAGGGUGAUGGUGGGUCAUCUUUGCGGAAGCUGGAGGACAAGAAAAAGAAGGGACAUGUGAAAGGUAGUUCUGAAAAGGGUUUAGCAAAAUCUUCCUCUAAAGAUGAGGAUAAGAUAAUGGUAUCUUCACUUAAGUCAGCUGCGAAAACAACCAAAGAUGAACACUCAGAGGAGACUCCUAAGACAAAUUUGAAAAGGAAGCGCACUCCAGGAAAAGAAAAAGUGUCUGGUAUCAAGAAAAAUGAUCAAAAACUUGUUGGAAAACGGGUUAAAGUUUUGUGGCCAGAAGAUGAUAUGUUUUAUGAAGGUGUUGUUCAUUCUUUCGAUUCUUCCAGUAAGAAGCACAAGGUCUUAUAUGAUGACGGUGAUGAGGAAAUAUUGAAUUUGGAUGAGGAGAAAUGGGAAAUUGUUGAAGCUGAUACUGAUCCAGAUGUGGAAGAAGGAAGUCACCAUGCAAGUCCUGAUCCUUCUACUGAUAUGCCCCUUAAAAAGAAAGGGAAAACAAAUGCUGGUGAAUCAAAAAAGGAAGGAAAGAACUCUUCUAAAAGUAGCGGAGGAGCACCAUCAAGUAAAUCAAAGACGCCAUCCAACAAGUCUACCCAAAAAUCCAAGACUGUUGGCAAGUCUGACGGUGAAGUUAGUAAAAAAUCUAAGGAUUCUGCACAAAAAACUGGUGAUAAAUUUGAGGAUCGUUAUGUGAAAAGUGGUGGUCAAUCUGAGGAACGUUCUGUGAAAAGUGGUGGUAAGUCUAUUGAUUCUACACAAAAGAACAAUUCCAAGAAGACCGAUGGUUCCAAGAUAAAGAAAUCCAAAGAUGAUGAUGUUGACACACCAAAGCCUUCUGGUUCCAAGAUAAAGAAAUCCAAAGAUGAUGAUGUUGACACACUAAAGCCUUCCGCUAAUUCUAAGCAAGAAACUGUGAAAACUGGAAAAUCCAAGCAAGGAACAUCUAAGACUGUAGAAGAUGAUGAUGUUGACACCCCAAUGCCUUCUGCCAAUUCUAAGCAAGAGACAGUGAAAACUGGAAAAUCUAAGCACGGAACAUCUAAGAUUGCAUCUUCCUCCAAGCCAAAAUCCACCAAAACUACUGGCAAGGUGAAAUUUAAUUUGACAGAAGAUUCAGAAAAUGAGAACUCUGAAGACUCAACAAAAGAGGUUGAAGAUAUGAAGGUCAAGACACCUAGUUCGUUAAAGGCUGGAAGUGUGAUCAAGAGCGGAAAGAAACGGGCAAGAAACUAG
Messenger RNA from Vicia faba (fava bean), 2841 nucleotides. The record is from the annotation of a GenBank genome assembly. NCBI's taxonomy places the organism in Eukaryota, Viridiplantae, Streptophyta, Magnoliopsida, Fabales, Fabaceae.